GAGAAAAGUAUAUAUUUGGCAGUGAAAUCUUUAUUGAAGUGCCAUCAACAAUCAAGAUAUCAUUUCAAUGGCUAUCACAUCCUACGACUUUCUCUACUUUGAACUUCACGGACUCUCGAGAGUAUGCAGAAUCAUGCUCGAUCUAAGCGGUGUCGAGUGGACCGACACAUAUGCUAAGAAUUGGGAUGAACAAAGAGACUCAACUCCAUUUCUUCGUCUACCUGUCCUGAAAGAAUUUCACGAUGACGGAACAACGUUUUCAAUGGCUGAAAGUCAUGCCAUCUGUCGAUACCUGGCCAAACAGUAUGGUUACCUUGGUAAUCAUCCUCAUGAGUCUGCUCUCAUUGAUAUGUACUAUGAGAGUUGGAAUGAGGUUUCUCUAAAGUACCACUACGUUAAGUACAGAUUGAUGAAGCUGGUUCCUACUGAGCUGGUCGACAAGGAUAAGGAAUAUUGGCGUGACAACUUUCUUCUACCUAUCCUCUCAAAGCAUGAGGAGGCCCUGGCUAAAAACGGCACAGGUUUUUAUGUUGGGGACAAGAUGACAUUGGCUGACAUUGCUGCAGCUGUUCACCUUCCAGUGUUGAACUACCAAGGUGUCAUUACUAAGGAAACACACCCAAAUCUAGUUGCACUUUCGGAAAAGCUGAAUUCAGCUGAUCCGUUCCUGUCUCGUAAGAACAACUUCAUGAAAAACUAGGUGCCUUGUUCACGUAUGGCAAGGGUUUGACGCCGAUCCUUUGUUUGAGCGCUAUUUUACUUGUAGUUUCGGCCACCUAGUGCAAUUGAAUGCUUAUCAAUAAAUGUCUAUGUGCUAUUAA
Molecule: messenger RNA, 821 nt
Organism: Umbelopsis ramanniana AG
Lineage: Eukaryota; Fungi; Mucoromycota; Umbelopsidomycetes; Umbelopsidales; Umbelopsidaceae
Exons: 4
Coding region: 68-700 (210 amino acids)
Biological process (GO): glutathione metabolic process
Molecular function (GO): glutathione transferase activity
Source: RefSeq, a predicted model, not a curated record